GUAGUCUUUUUCAUGCUCACAACGCUGGGCUGCAGCCAGUUUUUCUGCCUCAAAUCAGGAAGUGAAAACAGAAAAAAAAAAAAAAGCCACGCAGAGAUCUUUUGAGCUGCUCUGGAAAACAUUAGUACAGGCUGGGCACUUGGACUUGUUUCUUAUCAGAUAUAUGUUUCUGACAUGGAUUGAGAAUCGGUUAAUACUGGGAUUCUAAAGGAAAAAGAGAAAGUGAAAGCUUGGAGGCAAAGCCCAGUGUGGGAGAGAACCCCAAAUACAAUGGCUCAAGUGUCUCUUUGGAGUUAUGUGUCCAGAAUUGGCCCUGAAAAGUUUGAAAAUGUCUACCAGGAUUUUCCAGUAGAAGUUCGGAGCCUCUUGGGUGAUUACUUGGAGAACCAACCCUGGGAUUACGUUACUGGAUCAGAUUUAUUCAGCUUGGAGUUGGCAAAUACUUUGAAACAGAGUUUAUUGGAGGAAAUUACGAAGAUCUCCAGAAAUACUGCAGUUCAUCUGAUUCAUCAGAAGAUAUUAAACCAGGAUCCAGUGCAGACAGUGCUGCAGAUUAAACAUCUUUUGGAAAAUGAAAAGGCGGUGGUCUUGAAACAGAUUCCACGGUUAAGUGUGAGCCUCGUCCAGAGAAAGGAGGAAAUGCUGUUUAAUGUUCAGAUAAUGAAGCUAAAGCAUAAGCUACAGCAAAUUACAGUGUUUCAACAACAGUUAAGGCGUGCAAAGGAGAACAUGGGCUUUCACAAUCAAAUGCAUGACGUGCAAUGGGAAGUGCUUGUAAAAGAAUACUUCCAAAUUUUGGAGAGUGCUCAAACUCAGGCCCUUAAAAGGAUCAGUAUCUGGAAAAGACAGCAACAGCUUGCAGGGAAUGGCGCCCCAUUUGAUGAGAAUCUGAUUCCCCUGCAGGAAAGAAUGGAAAAAAUAUUUGCAAUGUAUCAAGAUAUUGAUCGAGCACUGAAGGACUUUAGUUUAUUGGGGGAGGAGGUGCCACCAGGGCUUCAUGAAAACAUGAACUCUUCCCUUCGGACUCUCAUUACAAGUUCCCUCUUGGUUGACAAGCAGCCCCCACAAGUGCUAAAGACACAGUCAAAGUUCCAAGCCAGUGUAAACUUCUUGCUUGGAUCUCGACUACUCAGUGGUACUCCCAAAAUGCCUGUAGUGAGGGCAACUAUCAUAACAGAAAAAAAAGCACAGGAGCUCUAUCUGACAGCUGCCAGUGAGACCUGGAACGAUGGCGCUGGUGAGAUUGAGAAUGGAAAAUCUAUCCUGGAGAUUGCGCCAAACUCCAAAACGUGUGGUGCUGUUUUCAAAAAUAUGUUGCUGAAGAAGAUAAAACGGUGUGAGAGAAAGGGUUCCGAAUCAGUAACGGAAGAGAAAUGUGCUGUGCUUUUUAUAGCUGAAUUCAACCCGAGCUCCAUAAACACAACUUUCCACAUACAAGCCUUAUCCCUACCUGUCGUGGUUAUUGUUCAUGGGAAUCAGGACAACAAUGCUAAAGCCACUGUUAUGUGGGACAAUGCUUUCUCAGAGGUGGAUCGUCGUCCCUUCUUUGUAGAGGAAAAGGUGCCCUGGUCUAAGAUGUGCCAGACCCUUAAUAUGAAGUUUAUGUCUGAAGUGGGGACAAGGCAAGAGCUGCAAGCAGACCACUUUGUGUUUCUUGCCCAAAAGAUCUUCAAUGACAACAGCUUAAAUGAUGACCAAGACCGCAUUGUUUCAUGGUCUCAGUUUAAUAAGGAACCUAUUCGGGAAAGGAACUUUACAUUUUGGCAGUGGUUUGAUGGUGUUGUGGAUCUCACCAAAAAGUGUUUGAAAGAUUAUUGGUCUGACAGGUUGAUUAUGGGCUUUAUCAGCAAACAGUAUGUUCACAAUAUACUAAGUACUCAGCCUGAUGGAACCUUCCUCCUGCGUUUCAGCGAUUCAGAGAUUGGUGGCAUCACCAUAGCACAUAUUUUGAGGAGAGAAGAUGGCUCUGCACAGAUCCAGAAUAUCCAACCGUUUACUGCUAAAGAUCUGAAUAUCCUUUCUCUUGGUGACCGUGUUAGAGAUCUGAAACAGCUAAAAUAUUUGUACAGUAACAAAUGCAAAGAUGACGUCUUUGGAAGACACUACUCAAAAAACACUUCAAAAACACCAGACGGAUACACCCCAACAUUGAUAACGUUAAAGGUUGCCAGCGGGGAGACAACCAACCCAACUAACCCGACAAUCAGUAACGAACUAAUAUGGGCGGGUAAUGGAGUUGGAGCACCAUCUCUGCCACCACCGCCAAGAUGCGUACAGUCACCAUUCUUUCAUCAGCCAGUUGAAGGCCAUGUUAUUCCACAAGACUUUUCGUUAACAUCAACAGCACCCAUGAAUAUUAACCAGCUGCCUUAUCCUGAGGGGUGUGAUCCAGGAUUGUCAUGGACUGGACAGACCUUCAUUUCUCCAGGGCAAAUCAUGCCACAACAAACCUUUUCCCAGCGAGAACAUUUUCACAAUAUACCGGUAAACACAAACGAUAUCAACAUGAUGGACGAACUGCAAACCAUCGAGGACGCCUUAAGAGAAGAUUUCAGUUCAUCUCAUGUGCUGGACCCACUGAGCAUGAUACACAAUACAGAUACAAGCUGGAUGGAGUGAAUGCAAGUAGCCGGACUCGCUGCAAUUUUGUCUCUCCCCAUAUACAUAAACAUUUUGGGGCAAAUUUACUAAAGGUCGAACUGGCCGUCGCUAGCGAAAAUUCGCCAGAAAUCUAAUCUGCAGGGACAUCGCCAAUGUACUAACAGGCAUAGAGGACAAUUCGCCAGCGAAUGAAGUCAUCACUAAUGAAGUUUCGCGCAAUUUCACCUGGCCAAUUUUUACGUAUGAACGUUACUCCACAAAUUCACUAGUGCGAAUUUUCAAUUACUUUACCCCUCUCUCCAGAGUUUCCUUCUCCAGCUUAAACCUGGCAAACUGAUAAGAUCCUCAUCCUACAUCCUCCUCAAUCUUAUGGCAGGGACAUUAUAUCCUGUAUGCUGAAAAGUUAUAAAAAUGGAAGUGGGAUUGUCUUUAAAAGUUGUAACUGUUUUUUUUAACCAUUUGAAGGCUCAUAUCUAUGACAUUAGAGAAUCCCUUAUGACUUUAUUUUGCUUCCUUGGACAUUUUUAAAAAUAAGUGGCCACUUCCAGCAUUUGCACCAACAUCACUAAUAAAGACAUAUAUACGACCUAUAUGUACCUGCCCUAUUCAAAUUGACCUAAGCGUAAGUAUAUUAACAAGUUUUACUAGGCAGAAAUGAAUGUUAGGGAAAGUUCAUUAUGAAAUCCUCGCGCUGACGAAUGUACGCUAGAGAAACUUCACCAGCAUUCAGCUGCCGAGACGCAACUUCGCAUUUAAGUGAAUUAGCGUAGUGGUAGCAAAUUUGCGCCUGACGAAGUUACGUGAAGUGUUGCGAAGCCUUCCAAGGUGAAAAUUCGCCCUUUAGUGAAUUUGCCCCUUUGUCUCUCCCCAUAUACAAAUAAGCUCUGUCUGUAUUAAUAGGCAAUGCCAUCCGUGAAACUUAUUUUCUAGGUGCAAGCCAACAGAUCCCAACUGCUUACAAUAUAUGGCUCCUCUUUGUAUCACUUUCCUCUUUCGAUAAAGAUGAUAUUUAGCAUUAUGGCAAAGAAAAGCCAGCGGGGAAGAGGUUAGUUUUAGGAAUGAAGGAAUAUGAAUUCAAACCCACGUGAAUCAGCCUACAUCUUGAUCUGCAGCUUUCUGGCACAGACUAGUCUUGGCUUUACAGCAUCUGGUGUUCUGCGUGGGCAGCACUAAACAGGGUGGUUUGCAGGUCUGACCUUUCCUGUGUGUGUGUAGGCAGAACUCCCAAACACUGAAUUCCUUCAGCAGACAACUAGGGGCUGGGGGUUUCUCACUGCCUGCAUUUGUGCAGUUUAAUAUCAUUUAAUAUUUUUUUUUAUAUUUCAUAUGCACCUAAAGACUUUCCUAUUGCUAAAUUGACCCAAAUCAAUCAAUUACAAUAUCUUUAUUACUGGAAUAUCUAUCUCCAGGCCAAUCAGAACCAAUGCUUUAUGCAGGAAUUUGGCCUCAAUGCAUCAUGUUCCAAGAUUGAUUUUCUGUACUCCCAACUCUACCACUGCUAAGCCAAAAAGAAUAAAGAGAAGGAGGAGCACUGAGACACCCCCCUGGCUUUCAAUCCUACUUUUAUUUACAAUCAGAGUCCUGGAAAAAAUCAAGAUGACAGGACAAAACUGUGAUGGAUUGGACAUCCCUGUACAUCAUGAAACAGAGCUGCAAGUUUAUAUUGGGAAGAUUAAUUUGCUCUUUGAUCCUGGAGAAAGCAAACUCAUUGGCCGCUACUGUCUGGCAUAGCACCAUUUCCAUUAUCAUUAAUCCAACAUAACUCAGCUAAGGAAAUAUAUAAGGAACUGCUUCUGAGAACAGCCUAUUAAAAAGCAAAGUAGUAGCAAGGAGAGGAAGUAUUCGCUUGGGGUAUAUUAAGAUUAAAAAGACUGCACAUGAGAAGGGGAAACCACAGAAAUUUAUAUUACUUUUACAUUCAAUAUUAUUGUAUCUUUAUUAUGAGAGCAGAUAUAUUGUAAAAGUGAAACAUGUAUAUCACAGUCAGUUAUUAAAUCUUGUAUUAUUUGC
Molecule: messenger RNA, 4611 nt
Organism: Xenopus laevis (African clawed frog)
Lineage: Eukaryota; Metazoa; Chordata; Amphibia; Anura; Pipidae
Gene: stat6.S
Product: signal transducer and activator of transcription 6
Exons: 20
Coding region: 271-2619 (782 amino acids)
Biological process (GO): cell surface receptor signaling pathway; positive regulation of transcription by RNA polymerase II; signal transduction
Cellular component (GO): cytoplasm; nucleus
Molecular function (GO): DNA binding; DNA-binding transcription factor activity; RNA polymerase II transcription regulatory region sequence-specific DNA binding
Source: RefSeq, a predicted model, not a curated record